AUGCCUAAUAUCGGUCGACCCAGCCGGGACUGCUAUGCGUGUCGUCAACGUCGCGUAAAGUGCGAUCUCACGCGUCCGGAGUGUAAGAAAUGUGUUAAAAAGGGGCUAAGAUGUUAUGGCUACCGAGAUAAGCUAGACCUCUGCUUUCGAAUAGAGACUGUUUCUUCGCUGCAGUCAAGGAUGGACGGGGAUGGUCAUCGAUCACGCUAUCGGGGCGAUAAUUUAUAUCCCUCAGCUGAGAGUCAGUCUCUAGAGGCCAUCACUAGCGGCAGGCCAGUUUAUGUGGAAGAAACUAAAGUAUGCUCUCCCCCGAUGGUGUAUCCUUUGACUGAGUCGUGGAGUAACCACUUCAUGCCUCUUACCAUGAACUAUCUCAAAGAUGCAUUUGGUGUGGCUAGUGAUCUGUUUCAUACCAUUACACGUAUGAUUUCCAAGGUGGAGGAGGGAUCUGUUCUUUACCAGGCCUGUAAUGCUGUUGGCUUCGCGUAUAUAGCCACCCAAAGACAGUACCCAAAGACUAUACCUACUCGAGCAAGAAUUUACGGAACAGCUCUCAAAGCUGUAAAUCGCGCUAUCCAAGACCAGCAGCAACUUCGGAGUGACAGAACUUUACUAAGUGUCUGGUUGUUGGGCAGAUGUGAGCUUCUUUUGGGUUCAUUACAUAGUGUCACCUCUAGUAUCGAAUCGUCAGCGUGGGAUGUUCACACUCGAGGACUGAUAGAGUUGAUUCGCCUGCAAAGUCAAGAUCUCUUUGACACGCAGGAUAGGCGCAACCUGUUCUGGGUUGCUUUUACUGCUGUACAAGUUUACGCGAUUAGUACCGGCAAGAGAUGUCCUCCGGAGGCCGGAAGCUGGAUUCGUGAAAUCUACGGACGUAGCGGGGUAGCAGAAUACCCAGUACUCCAAGUGGGUGUUUUCUCCUAUAACUGCACCCUUCUUUGCAGCCGUAUUCGACAACUAGUUGAUGAAUGCGAUCUUGACGAGUUGCUCUCCAGCUCAUCAUCUAUCCUGCUAGAGCUGGACCAGAUGGAGAUGAAAGCGCAUCCAUCCUCUCAUGAAAGGCUUAUCUCAGGUUGUGCAGUAUCACCAGCAUUGACAUCAUCUUCUGGCCCUGAUAAUACGGAGCCACGUCAUGUUGGCGCAUAUGCCUUCCAAGUUAACUUCAGAAUUCGACUGCUUUACCACAUAAUUGAAUUCCUGCUCCUUGCAUCCAGAGCACCGUCUUGUACAUCUCAGCAGCAAGCCGAUUUCUCCAAUAUCCAAGAUCGUUGCAUUGGGGAACUUCGGACUUUGACAUCAAACACCUCACACGUUUUAGGCCCGACAUCAAGGGCAAGCUCUGUUACUAAGCUCAAUCAGUACAUUCGAACCCACCUGCUACCGAGAUUUGGCCCUAUUGCGGAGUCCCAAACGAAAAUAAUAGAAAAUACAAUGUUGGAAUGA
Talaromyces proteolyticus is the source of this 1443-nucleotide messenger RNA. RefSeq lists its product as uncharacterized. The coding region runs from base 1 to 1443 and encodes 480 amino acids. The transcript has 4 exons. Gene Ontology annotation, molecular function: zinc ion binding; DNA-binding transcription factor activity, RNA polymerase II-specific. Gene Ontology annotation, biological process: regulation of DNA-templated transcription. Lineage: Eukaryota; Fungi; Ascomycota; Eurotiomycetes; Eurotiales; Trichocomaceae. The record is from RefSeq and is a predicted model, not a curated record.